AUGAGUAGUUUACCGUAUUUAAAAAAAUUGAACAAUGCAUUUACUAUAUUUUCCAGAUCUUAUGCCUUUAAGAGCGAUUUAAAAAUAAAAUGGGUUCGUCCUGAAAAAAUACCAUGUUUUAAACCUGAAAAAAGUGGAGAUCUGCAAGGUUUUUCUAUUAUAAAUAAAUCUGAAACGAUAUUAGAAUUUCAAAAUUCUAAAGAGUUGGCAACAGCAGACGAUAAUGUUAAAAAACUUUUUUCUCUGGAGUUUGCUCCGAAAAAGUGUGCAAAUAAUUUAUAUAUUAAGAAUAUGAUGGGUAAAGUACAAAGACACGAAUUAGAUUUCAGUACUAUUGAAACGAAAAUAGCUAGGUGGACAGGUAUAAUUCGAGCACUACAGGAAUCAAUGGAAAGGUUUCCAAGAAAUAUAAGAAUGAAAGUAACACUUAAGGAGUUAAUAGACCGAAGAAAAAAACAUCUAAAAUAUCUUCGUCGAUGGGACUACAAAAAGUUUGAAUGGUUACUAGAAACUCUUGAUUUAGUUUACAAACCUCCACCUAAUCAUUUUCACUGGAUUACUAGGAAAGAAUCAUUGAAAAAACUUACAGAUAAAUAUUGUGAUGGUAUAAAAGAAGAAAGAUUAAAGGCUUACAGGCUCACUUUAGAAAAUGAACAACCAGCCUUUUUAGAAGAAAAAAUUCGAACUUUGCAGUUCAUUAGAGACGAACAAAAAGCUUGCAAUGUAGAAGUAACUGUUACAGAGGAAGAGAUUAAUGAUGUGAAGAACCAGUUGGAAGAAUUAAAAAAGAAAAAUGCCGAAUCUAAUAAUCAGUUGAAUUAAAUGUAUUGUAAAUUGUUUCAAUAUCAAUGUUGUUCUAGCAACGGAAUAUAUGAUAUUGACAA
Diorhabda carinulata is the source of this 884-nucleotide messenger RNA. It is a transcript of the gene bonsai, whose product is annotated as 28S ribosomal protein S15, mitochondrial. The record is from RefSeq and is a predicted model, not a curated record. Gene Ontology annotation, molecular function: structural constituent of ribosome. The coding region runs from base 1 to 822 and encodes 273 amino acids. The transcript is spliced from 3 exons. Lineage: Eukaryota; Metazoa; Arthropoda; Insecta; Coleoptera; Chrysomelidae. Gene Ontology annotation, biological process: translation. Gene Ontology annotation, cellular component: ribosome.